AUAAGGUAAAUAUCCUUAUUAAAACAAGCUCCAAAGAUACAACUUGGCCAAAAAAUGCAUUUUUCUUACAUUGCGCAUGCACCGACUGGGAAAGGCAAAGGUCUGAUGAGUAGGGUAGAAAUGAUGAGCGGAGAAAUUUUCCUAUAAUUGCUCAGCAAUUUGCCAGACUCCAACAUGCUGUUGAAAUCAAUGUUCGUUCCGCUAUUCACUGCAGUUCCUGCCAGAGGCCAUCCGGGAAAGCUCUCAGUUUGCUCAGUAAGGAAUGUGGUGGCUCAGCGAUGCCCACCAAAUUGUCGACAAAAUGGGUCAUCCAACACUGCCUCGCUAUUGCUACUGCACAAACUUCCUCCGAUUUCAGCUUACAUUCAUCUCCCUUUCUGCCGUAAGCGUUGCCACUACUGUGACUUCCCCAUUAUUGCUCUUGGAUCUUCCUCCUCAAACCCAGGAAAUGAUGAGGACGACCCGCGUAUUCUGAACUACUUAGAGACGCUCUGCAGAGAAAUUAAGGCUACUAAAUUGGAUUCAGCCAAUAGCCCACCUCUUGAAACAGUGUUUUUCGGUGGAGGUACGCCUUCGCUGGUGCCACCGCGGCUUGUUUCCUCCGUUCUUGAUGCGUUGUCUUAUAAAUUUGGGGUGUGUAGCAAUGCUGAAAUAUCAAUGGAAAUGGACCCCGGCACGUUUGGCGAGGGGAAACUGAAGGAGUUGAUGAAUUUGGGUGUGAACAGAGUGUCAUUGGGGGUGCAGGCUUUUCAAGAAGAGUUGUUGAGGGCUUGUGGAAGAGCUCAUGGAGUUCGUGAAGUUUAUGAAGCUGUCAAAAUUGUUAAGUCAUGUGGGGUUGAAAAUUGGAGUAUGGACCUCAUUUCUUCACUUCCUCACCAGACUCUAAGCAUUUGGGAGCAGAGUUUGCAGCUGACUAUUCAGGCGCAGCCAACUCAUGUUUCAGUCUAUGAUUUGCAAGUUGAACAAGAGACCAAGUUUGGAGUCUUAUACUCUCCUGGUGAAUUUCCUUUGCCUUCAGACAAUCAAUCUGCUGAAUUUUACAGAGUUGCUUCAAGAAUGCUAAGGGAUGCAGGUUAUGAUCAUUAUGAGAUCAGUAGUUACUGCAAGAGUGGUUAUCGGUGCAAGCACAAUAGUACAUACUGGAAGAACAAACCUUUCUACGCUUUUGGAAUGGGUUCAGCUAGUUAUGUUGAUGGAGUAAGGUUUUCUAGGCCAAGGAGGCUGAAAGAGUACAUGGAUUACGUGCAGAAUUUGGAGAUUGGAUUGACUAAUUGUUCCGAGGAUGACAUUUUCGAUGCAAAGGACUUGGCAAUGGAUGUUGUUAUGCUCUCUCUUAGAACGUCAGAUGGCUUGGAUUUGAAGUCUUUCAGAGAAGCUUUUGGUGACUCACAUAUUCUCUCCAUUUGUGAGGUAUACAGGCCUUAUGUGGAAAGUGGGCAUGUAAUCUGCUUGGAUGGGCAAGGAAGAACUAUUGCAGUGAAUGAAUUUCUAUCUUCAUUUUCCAAUGAAUUCUGGAGAAAUGAGAAGCUGGCAUAUCUUCGGCUCAGUGAUCCAGAUGGUUUUUUGCUUUCAAAUGAGUUGAUCUCUCUCGCAUUUGGUGCUAUAGCUCCAUGAGUUGUUCCAUCCUUGCUUUCAUCUGGUCAUUGGAGCUUUACCAAACGUUUAAACAUGUUGUAGCUUCUUUCUCAGCAAUGAUGGCUGCAGGACAUCAGUAAAGUUAACUAAAAGUUUUUUCCAGGCAAUUUGUAAAGACACCAGGUUUUACUCACUUUUAUAGAAUGUACAGCAAUCACCAGAGUUGUUCAACAUUGAUUUCUUGACUUUUGUC
Molecule: messenger RNA, 1828 nt
Organism: Sesamum indicum (sesame)
Lineage: Eukaryota; Viridiplantae; Streptophyta; Magnoliopsida; Lamiales; Pedaliaceae
Product: Radical SAM superfamily protein
Biological process (GO): porphyrin-containing compound biosynthetic process
Cellular component (GO): cytoplasm
Molecular function (GO): 4 iron, 4 sulfur cluster binding; coproporphyrinogen oxidase activity
Source: RefSeq, a predicted model, not a curated record